This is a messenger RNA of Syzygium oleosum, 1748 nucleotides long. RefSeq names its product two-pore potassium channel 5. The transcript is spliced from 2 exons. Gene Ontology annotation, cellular component: plant-type vacuole membrane. The record is from RefSeq and is a predicted model, not a curated record. Gene Ontology annotation, biological process: stabilization of membrane potential; potassium ion transmembrane transport. Bases 201 to 1358 code for a protein of 385 amino acids. Lineage: Eukaryota; Viridiplantae; Streptophyta; Magnoliopsida; Myrtales; Myrtaceae. Gene Ontology annotation, molecular function: potassium ion leak channel activity; calcium ion binding.
ACCGGAUAAGACAGCAGCGACCUUGCGCGGAUUACCAUUGACGAAACGAAGCUCCAAACACCCCAAACACGGUAGUACCUUUGCACGUCACCUUCUUCCUACUCUCUAUCCUCGUCACCCUGCUCCAGUAGGGCCCCUCUCCAUCCGACCUCCGGAAGCGUCCCCCACAGCUCUCUCUCUCUCUCCCCUUUGGCCCCACCAUGGUUCCUUCAAGAACGGAACACGACAAAGCGUUGCCAUUUCGUCCGUGCUCUUUUGGCCUUCGCUCCCACGGGCGCAUGGAGGAGGACCCUUUUCUCGCCUCCCCCACGGGGCCCCAACUUGAAGAAAUCGUUGAAGACCACGCAUUCUCGCACCCGUUUGCCGAAUUCCGCAGCAAGAGCAAGCAGAGCCUCCACCGAUGCAGGACAGCCCCGGCGAUGGCCGUGGUGACAGACCUCGAGAGGGGGGCCCCGACCCGCGACCCGAAUCCGAGGCCCGGGUCCGGAUCCGUCGUCGGGCAGGGCCUCUUCUUUCUCUGCGUUUACCUCUUCCUCGGUGUGGGCAUCUACGCGUUCAAUAGGGACCAUUUCUCAGGCGUUGAGACGCACCCUGUUGUGGACGCUCUGUACUUCUGCAUCGUCACCAUGUGCACCAUAGGCUAUGGGGACAUAGCCCCCCUGACCCCCGAGACCAAGGCCUUCGCUUGCGUGUUUGUGUUGGUGGGUUUUGGUUUCAUAGACAUAUUGCUCGGUGGGGUUGUGAAUUUCGCGCUCGAUUUGCAGGAGAAAAUGAUCCUGACUAAUGCAAGGUUGAGUGGCGAGAGGGGAGGGUCUGGUGCCGUGAAUUACAUCGUCGAUGUCGAGAAGGGAAGGAUGAGGAUCAGGUUAAAGGUGGGUUUGGCACUUGGGGUGGUGGUUUUGUGCAUUGCGAUGGGUUCGUUGGUGCUCUGCUUUGUGGAGGGUUUGGAUUGGUUGGACUCGGUUUAUUUGGCGGUUAUGUCCGUCACGACCGUCGGGUACGGGGACAGGGCCUUCAAGACUUUGCCGGGGCGGCUCUUCGCCGCAGUUUGGCUGCUGUUCUCGACGCUGGUGGUCGCGAGGGCGUUUCUUUAUCUGGCCGAGGCUAGGAUUGAUAAGAGGCACCGGAGGCUUUCGAAGCUGGUGUUGCAGAGGGAUGUCACUGUCGAGGAUUUGUUUGCAGCCGAUUUAAACAACAACGGCUUCAUCAGUAAAUCAGAGUAUGUUAUAUACAAGCUGAAAGAAAUGGAGAAGAUUGGCGAGAUGGACAUAUUACAGAUAUGUGAUCAGUUCAGCAAGCUUGAUCGAAACAACUCUGGAAAAAUAACACUCCCGGAUCUCUUGGACAAUCACCUAUGAUGACAAAAAACAGGGGAAGAUUUCAUUUGACCAUGAAUAUUAGCGCAAUACUUGCUCCAUUCUGCAAGAUGGGUGAGGGAUGAAUACGCGAAAGAUAACCCAAACAUUGUCUUUGGCAAGAUUAAUAGGUCCUGCAAAUCUGAUCCCCUUUACAAGGCAUGUUAUUCUUGUGGCAAAAGCUGUACAUAUGCAUUAAGUGUACAUGUGCGACGAUUCUCUAGGUGAAAGAUAACAAUCAGAAAUGGAAAGGAGAGCAUCUUUUCCCUCCGUCAGUGCUACAGAUCAAAGAUCAGAAUCUGAAGAAAUGCUAUAUCUGUCUGCGCUAAUUCUCUUUGCUUGUAAAUGACAUUGAAAUUGGACAGUAUUAUUGGAGGAGACUUGAUGCUUCAG